This is a messenger RNA of Odobenus rosmarus divergens (Pacific walrus), 1257 nucleotides long. It is a transcript of the gene MAMSTR, whose product is annotated as MEF2 activating motif and SAP domain containing transcriptional regulator. The record is from RefSeq and is a predicted model, not a curated record. Gene Ontology annotation, cellular component: nucleus. Lineage: Eukaryota; Metazoa; Chordata; Mammalia; Carnivora; Odobenidae. Gene Ontology annotation, molecular function: transcription coregulator activity. The transcript is spliced from 9 exons. The coding region runs from base 1 to 1257 and encodes 418 amino acids. Gene Ontology annotation, biological process: regulation of transcription by RNA polymerase II.
AUGACUCUCGCAACUUCCUCUCAGCGCUCCCAAAUCAUUCGCUCCAAGUUCAGAUCUGUCCUCCAGCUUCGGAUCCACAGACGGUAUCAGGACCCAAUCUUGGAUCCAGAUCCGUGGGUCUCAGCCACAGACCCUGCUCUGGCUCCCAGAGCCUCGGCCCCAGUCUCGCCCUUGGGCCCCACCCCUUUCCUCUUCAGCCCUGGGGACCUGCUCCAUGAAUCAGAAUACCACCCUUGGAGCUCUCUGAAGGACUCUCCCAAGAUCUCCCAACAUUGGAGAGAGCCCAAGCCCAAGGGGAACUUGACCUACCACCAGUACAUGCCCCCAGGGUGGAGACAAGGGUCCAGGAUAGACUCCCAGGCCAAAGGGUUGGCCUUGGGUCCCCCUGGACCACCUCUGUGGGAAGGGACAAACUCACAGCAGCCACCUCCCAGGAUGAAGCCCACUGCCCUCACUUCCUCCCCACCUGGAGUCCCCAGCCCCUCGCCCCCUCCACACAAGCUGGAACUUCAGACCCUUAAGCUGGAGGAGCUGACGGUCUCAGAGCUCCGGCAGCAGCUGCGCCUGCGGGGCCUCCCGGUGUCGGGGACUAAGUCGAUGCUCCUGGAGCGCAUGCGCGGCGGCGCCCUGCCCCGCGAGCGGCCGAAGCCGCGGCGCGACGACGGUCCGGCGGGUGCUCCCUGGCCGCGCCUCAGGCCCAAGGCUCUGGGAGCCGUCCGGCGGCUGGGCUCGCUCAAGCCGAGCCCAAACUCUCACCCUCCGCCUCCGGCAAGUGCCUCGGACACCCCUGCUACUGCUGCGGUUCCGACCCCGGCUCCCGCUCCGGGUGCGGCUCCAGCACCGACUCCUUCCUCAGCAGCCCCCACAGCGGCCCUGACUGUGGAGGAGGAACUGCAGGAAGCCAUCCGCAGGGCGCAGUUGCUUCCGAACCGGGGCAUUGAUGACAUCCUGGAGGAUCAGGUGGAGCCUGAGGACCCGCUGCCCCUCAUCCCCCUGGACUUCCCCGGCUCCUUCGACGUGCUGUCCCCCUCCCCGGACUCUGAAGGCCUCUCCUCUGUCUUCUCUUCCUCGCUACCGUCCCCCACAAACUCCCCGUCCCCCUCUCCCAGGGGCCCCACAGACUCCUUGGACUGGCUGGAGGCUCUGAGUGGAGGUCCCCUGCUAGGCUGUGGUCCCCCAGCCCCCAGCAUCUUCUCUGCUGACUUAUCUGACUCCAGUGGAACCCGGCUGUGGGACCUGCUGGAGGAUCCAUGGUGA